ACGAUUGGCGACCGUCGCACCUGUGUGAGACCACAGACACAGAGGAUCACCUCGGGCUCCGGCCUCCACACCGCUGCCGGCUAGCAGUCGGCUUCGUCCCCUUCCUCCCCUUUCUUAAACCUUCCGUACCCACUCGUCGGGGCUUCGCUCGUCUCCAGAGAUUUCGCCUGAAGAGAAGAAACCCACGAGGGAUCCGCAGAUGAAGAUAAUUCCGGUACCUUGCCUGGAGGACAACUAUGCCUACCUAAUCGUGGACGAGAGCACCAAGAAGGCGGCGGCCGUUGACCCGGUGGAGCCGGAGAAGGUUCUCAAGGCUGCCAGCGAGGUCGGCGCCUACGUCGACUGCGUCCUCACCACCCACCACCACUGGGAUCAUGCUGGUGGCAAUGAGAAGAUGAGACUGCAGGUGCCAGGGAUAAAGGUCUAUGGAGGAUCCCUGGACAAUGUGAAAGGCUGCACUGAUCAGGUGGAGAAUGGAACAAAGUUGUCACUUGGGAAUGACAUUGAGAUACUAUGCCUACACACUCCUUGUCACACAAAAGGUCAUAUUAGCUACUAUGCUACUAGUAAAGAGGGGGAAGAUCCAGUGGUCUUCACUGGAGACACUUUGUUCAUUGCUGGUUGUGGGAGGUUUUUUGAGGGUACUGCAGAGCAAAUGUAUCAGUCCCUUAUUGUUACAUUGGGCUCGCUGCCAAAGUCAACUCAGGUUUACUGUGGGCAUGAGUACACUGUGAAGAGCCUAAAAUUCAUGCUGACACUCGAGCCGGAGAAUGAGAAGAUGAAACAGAAACUGGAAUGGGCUGAAAAGCAGCGUGAAGCAAAUCAGCCUACAGUCCCUUCAACUAUAGGAGAUGAGUUUGAGAUCAAUACCUUCAUGCGCGUUGAUCUACCAGAAAUACAGGCCAAGUUCGGUGCCAAGUCUCCGGUUGAAGCGCUGAGAGAGGUCAGGAAGAUCAAGGAUAACUGGAAAGGUGGGAAUGAGAUUUACUGCCGUGCAAUGCUUUGACAGGUAUGGCGUGGGGAUGGAGAAGACUUGUAAUAAGCUCCGUGUUAAUAAAAACAAUAAUCAUGUUUCCCUUGUAACUCGUGGACUGUUUGCCAAGAGUAAUGCAUGAACUAUGUUACACUUUGACC
Messenger RNA from Setaria italica (foxtail millet), 1134 nucleotides. Its product is annotated as hydroxyacylglutathione hydrolase cytoplasmic. Bases 200 to 1006 code for a protein of 268 amino acids. The transcript has 8 exons. The record is from RefSeq and is a predicted model, not a curated record. Gene Ontology annotation, molecular function: hydroxyacylglutathione hydrolase activity. NCBI's taxonomy places the organism in Eukaryota, Viridiplantae, Streptophyta, Magnoliopsida, Poales, Poaceae.